Molecule: messenger RNA, 864 nt
Organism: Penicillium taxi
Lineage: Eukaryota; Fungi; Ascomycota; Eurotiomycetes; Eurotiales; Aspergillaceae
Product: DUF1365-domain-containing protein
Exons: 2
Coding region: 1-864 (287 amino acids)
Source: RefSeq, a predicted model, not a curated record
AUGUACCCAUGUGUUCUGAGACAUAUCCGUCUUGCCCCCAGCGGUUUCAAAGAUGAAUUUUCUCAUACAUAUCUCUACAUUGGUGUUCCAAUCGGUCUGCGUGCUUGCUACAGUCCUUUGAUAUCUGUAGACUCGCCACCUGAGUCCCGAGCUUGGUAUAACAAGGCCUUCUUCAGCAUCAGACCCCAAGACAAUUUGUUCAGAGGAGGAGCGGCUCUAUCAUUAGCACAGAAGCUCGAAGAAUUUCUUCUUACUGAGGGCGAAAACCCCAACGAAUGGGGAUAUUGUUAUUUCUUGACUCUGCCAAGCGCCAAUGGCCAGUCAUUCAACCCUUUAUCCUUCUACUAUCUGUACACACCCGAAAAGAAGCUCGGUGCAAUGAUUAUUCAGCUGGACACUUCCUACGUGACUCGAAGGCUGUGGUUUGCACGCAAUUGCCGAGAAGAGGGAUCAAAAAGUGGUCCCUUCACUUUCCGAUGCAAAUUCGAGAAAGACUUACAAAUCUCACCUUUCAUGCCUGUAUCCGGGGCCAACUAUGUUAUUGAUAGUUCUGAUCCUUUAGCCAGUCCCAAUAAUCAUGCCAAUCUCCUGAUAAACUUGAGAAACGGCAACGAGAGUUUCAUGCUCGGUCGAGUCACCACGAUAUCAGAGCCCCUGGUUGUUGAAGAGGCGAGUUUUGGCUCCAGAUUACUUUUCCUCGCAAAGUGGUGGUAUAUUCCAACAGGUGGCUUUAUAGCCUUCAGGAUUCUCAGAGAAGCUGCUAGGAUUUACCUCAAGCAACCUAAAGAAAAUCUUAACAUCCAAACACGAACGGAGCAGUCAACAACAUCAAUCGCAAGAUACGCCAGCAAAUCUGAAAUGUAA